CAAAGGAAGGGCAUGGGGCGAUGUGCAGCCCACAGUGCUGACCCCCAUCCCCUGCCCUGUCUCGCAGUUCUGCCAGCCCAGCGGUUGGCAGCUCUUCACAGAGAGGAACCCCCCCACCUUCUUCGUGGCCGUGCUGACCGACAUCAACUCAGAGAGGCACUACUGCGCCUGCUUCACCUUCUGGGAGGCUGUGGAGAGCGCGCAGCCUCAAAGCCACCCCAGGAAUGGAGAAGAGGAGGAAGAGGAAUCGGCUUCUCCUGUCCAACCGGCACAGCUCUUUGCUCCCAAGAGCCUGGUGCUGGUGUCAAGGCUGGACCACGCUGAGGUGUUCAGGAACAGCCUGGGCUUGAUCUACACCAUCUAUGUGGACGGGCUGAACGUGUCCCUGGAGAAUGUCAUUGGGAACCUGCUGACAUGCACCAUCCCCAUCACCGGUGGAGCCCAGCGGACGAUCUCGCUGGGGGCAGGGGACAGGCAGGUGAUCCAGACACCCAUCAAUGACUCGCUUCCCGUCAGCAGCUGCAGUGUGGCUCUGCUCUUCCGGCAGCUCGGCAUCACCAAUGUGCUGUAUCUCUUCUGUGCAGCGCUCACUGAGCACAAGAUCCUGUUUCUCUCCAGCAGCUACCAGCGGCUCACCGAUGCCUGCCGGGCUCUCCUUGCACUUAUGUUCCCCCUUAAGUACAGUUUCACGUACGUACCCAUCCUGCCUGCACAGCUCCUGGAGGUACUGAGCACGCCGACACCCUUCAUUAUCGGGGUCCACUCCAUCUUCCAGUCGGAGACACAGGAGCUGCUGGAUGUUGUUAUCGCCGACCUGGAUGGGGGCACAGUGAAUGUCCCUGAGUGUGUGCACAUCUCCCUGCUCCCUGAGCCUCUCCUUCAGCAGACCCGUGAAGCCCUCUCCAUGGUCUUGGACCCAGAGCUGGAGGUGGCAGAUCUGGCAUUCCCCCCUUCUACGAUUUCUGCUUCAUCUCUCAAAAUGCAGGACAAGGAGAUCCGGGCUGUCUUCCUCCGCUUGUUUGCACAGCUGCUGCAGGGCUACCGUUGGUGUCUGCACAUCAUCCGCAUCCAUCCUGAGCCCGUCAUCCGCUUCCACAAGGCAGCCUUCCUGGGGCAGAGGGGGCUGACGGAAGAUGACUUCCUUACCAAGGUGCUGGAGGGCAUGGCCUUUGCUGGCUUUGUGACAGAGAGGGGAGCUCCGUACCGCUCCAUCGACCUCUUCGAUGAGCUUGUUGCUUAUGAAGUGAAGCGCAUGCGUGCAGAAGAGGGGAACAAGCAGAAAAUAUUGCGGCACAUUAAGGAGCUGGCAGAGAAACUUUACAAAAAUGAGAACCCAUACCCCGCCGUGACCAUGCACAAAGUGCAGAAGCCCACGGAAGGCUGUCAUCUGCGCCUGCACCAGAAGCCCUUCCCACGUUUGGAUGAGGGCACAGUGCAGUGGAUCAUCGAUCAGGCCACAGCCAAGCUACAGACAGCUCCUCCAGCUGUGAAAGCAGAGAAGAAGUGCAUGGUUCCUUCAGGCCCCCCCCAUUGGUACGUGUCAGCCAUCAUGGAGCGAAAUGGCAACGCCUUGGCCAACAGCGCCCGCCGCCUGGAGGUGGUUCGGAACUGCAUCUCCUAUGUCUUUGAGAACAAGAUGUUAGAAGCCAAAAAGUUGUUCCCUGCUGUGCUGCGUGCCAUGAAAGGCCGAGCGGCCCGGCAUUGCCUGACCCAGGAGCUGAAUCUGCACGUGCAGCAGAACCGUGCCGUGCUGGACCACCAGCAGUUCGACUUCAUCGUCCGUAUGAUGAACUGCUGCUUGCAGGACUGCACGGCCAUGGAUGAGCAUGGGAUUGCAGCCGCGCUCCUGCCGCUGGUCACCGCUUUCUGUCGAAAACUGAGCCCAGGCAUCACGCAGUUUGCCUACAGCUGUGUGCAGGAGCACGUGGUGUGGACCAACAUCCAGUUCUGGGAAGCUAUGUUCUACAGUGAUGUGCAGAACCACAUCCGAGCCUUGUACCUGGACAGCAGUGAGGAGAACCACACAGAUGAGGAGGGCGCGGAGGAACCCCAAGAAGCCAGGUCUGCCCUUGAGAUAGCAUCAGAGCAGCUGAGGCUGUGGCCCACCAUGAGCCGAGAGAAGCAGCAGGAACUGAUCCAAAAGGAGGAGAGCACAGUUUUCAGCCAGGCCAUCCACUAUGCCAACCGCAUGAGCUACCUGCUGCUGCCUCUGGACACCAGCAAGAACCGCCUGCUGCGCAGCUCCGGGCUGGGGGAUGUGGAGAGCGUCAGCAACAGCUUUGUCACCAACAGCAUCGCUGGCAGCGUGGCCGAGAGCUACGACACGGAAAGUGGAUUUGAGGAUGCUGAAAGCUCGGAUGUGGCCAACUACGUGGUGCGGUUCAUCAACCGCUUCGUGGACAAAGUGUGCACUGAGAGCGGAGUCACCAACGAGCACCUGAAGGGGCUGCACGUCAUGAUCCCUGAUAUCGUGCAGAUGCACAUAGAGACACUGGAUGCUGUGCACAGGGAGAGCAAGAGGCUUCCUCCCAUCCAGAAGCCAAAGCUGCUGCGCCCCAACCUGUUGGUGGGUGAGGAGUGUGUGAUGGAGGGGCUGCGUGUGUACCUCAUGCCCGACGGGAGGGAGGAGGCCGCCGGGGGGAAUAUUGGUGGUCCACCUCUUCUCCCUGCGGAAGGAGCCAUCUUCCUCACCACGUACCGCAUCAUCUUCAAAGGCACUCCCACAGACCCCCUGGGUAAGGAUCGUGCAUGCACCACACCCUCCGUCUGCAUGGGCUG
Messenger RNA from Lagopus leucura (white-tailed ptarmigan), 2778 nucleotides. Its product is annotated as myotubularin-related protein 5-like. Lineage: Eukaryota; Metazoa; Chordata; Aves; Galliformes; Phasianidae. The annotation marks the transcript as partial. Gene Ontology annotation, biological process: regulation of Rab protein signal transduction. The transcript has 20 exons. The record is from RefSeq and is a predicted model, not a curated record. Gene Ontology annotation, cellular component: cytoplasmic vesicle.